Molecule: messenger RNA, 1239 nt
Organism: Mesorhabditis spiculigera
Lineage: Eukaryota; Metazoa; Nematoda; Chromadorea; Rhabditida; Rhabditidae
Source: the annotation of a GenBank genome assembly
AUGAUCAGUCGAAAACUAUCAUCUCUACUCCGGCAUGCCCCAAAACUGCCUGGCCGCGCCCUCGGGUCUUAUUGUAUUGACCCAACCGUCGGCCUGUCCCCCGAACAAAAAGACAUCCAAGCGGUGGCCCGGGAAUUCGCGCUGAAGGAGAUGUACCCGAAUAUGCAGGCGUGGGAUGAAAAGGAAGAAAUGCCCCUGGAGUGUCUACGGAAAGCCGGCGAGCUCGGCUUCGGCGCCGUUUAUUGUAAAGAAGACCACGGCGGGACCGGACUUGGACGACUCGACGCUUCUAUAAUUUUCGAAACGCUCGCUACUGGUUGUACGUCAACGGCUGCAUAUAUGAGCAUUCAUAAUAUGUGUGCUUGGAUGAUCGACACUUAUGGGAGUGAAGACAUCAAGGCAAAAAUGAUCCCAAAAAUGGCGACAUUCGAAACACUUGGAUCUUAUUGUUUAACAGAACCGGAUGCAGGCUCCGAUGCGGCCAAUCUCCGGACGACAGCCAAAAAGCAGGGCGACUACUAUGUGAUCAACGGCUCCAAAGCAUUCAUCUCGGGCAGUGGCCACAGCGGGAACUACCUCGUCAUGGUACGCCACGAAGGCCAGCCGGGCCCGAAGGGUAUUUUCUGUAUACUCAUUGAAGACGGCGCGGAGGGCUUCACGCUGGGCAAGAAGGAGAAGAAGCUCGGCUGGAACACACAUCCGGCCCGAAUUUUGUCAUUUGAGGACUGCAAGGUCCCAAUCAAGAACCAAAUCGGCGGCGACAACGAGGGCUUCGCCAUCGCGAUGGCCGGCAUCAACGGCGGGCGGCUGAACGUGGCGAGUUGUUCGCUCGGAGCCGCGCAGAUGAGCAUGGAUUUGGCGAUAGACCACUUGAAGGUGCGCAAGCAGUUCGGCAAGGCGCUCUCCGAGUUCCAGUGGAACCAGUUCAAGCUGGCCGAGUCGGCGGCAAAGCUGCACGCGUCGAGAUUGAUGGUGCGAGACGCCGCCCGCCACCUCGACGCAAAUUCCCAGCAUAAAGUGGCGCUGUGUGCGAUGGCCAAACUGCACGCCACCGACAACUGCUUUGAGGUGGUCAACCAAUGUCUGCAAUUCUUCGGCGGCUACGGCUUCUUGAAGGACUACCCGCUGCAGCAAUUCCUCCGCGACAUCCGGGCCCACCAGAUUAUCGAGGGGACCAACGAGAUCAUGCGCAUGCUGGUGGCUCGAGACUUGCUGUCGAAGCAGACGUGGCUGAUCCAG